Sardina pilchardus (European sardine) is the source of this 1094-nucleotide messenger RNA. RefSeq lists its product as uncharacterized. The transcript has 5 exons. The coding region runs from base 1 to 837 and encodes 278 amino acids. NCBI's taxonomy places the organism in Eukaryota, Metazoa, Chordata, Actinopteri, Clupeiformes, Clupeidae. The record is from RefSeq and is a predicted model, not a curated record.
AUGAAGAUGUGGAUCUCUGUUGUGUUGCUCCUUCUGGUUCCUCGUUCAGCUGGAUCCCCUGCAUCUGUGUUCAGAACAACUGGUGCAUCUGUCACCCUGGAGUUCCAGCAACACCGGCAGCUGAAGAGGGAGAGUGUUGGAUCCGUAGUGUGGAAGUUUGGGCAAGAUAAAAUAAUGAAAUACCUCCCUCACAAGGAAACCAUUAAAAUACUCGGGCAUGAAGGCAGAUUAGAGUUUCAUAAGGAAACCUUCUCUCUGGAGCUGAAGAACCUGCAGAAGAUUGACGGUGGAAUCUACAGAGGAGAGAUCACUGCUGAAGAGAUAGACUUUGAAGCUGAGUACAGACUGUCUGUUCUGGAUCCUGUGGAGGCCCCUGUCUUGUCUAUUGUCUCUAAACAAUCUUGUGAUAAUUUAUCUAAUGUGACGGUGACCUGUAGAGGUCGUGACCUCUCUCUGACCUCCACCUGUAAAAACAUCACCUGCUUUCCAGAGGGAGUAGCCACUGAUGACUCCACCCUCACCCUCUCUGUUAAAGAUGAUAUCAUCACCUGUAACCAUAGCAAUCUUGUUAGCUCAAAGGAUACUUCAAUGGGCAUCGCUACACUAUGUCCUUACUAUUUAGAUAUGGAAUCAACUAUAAACUAUUGUUGGUGCUUAAUACCAGUACUGUUAGGCCUGUGUGCCUGUUGUACAGCUGUGUUUCUCUGGAAAAAGAGACAAACAGGGUCAAAGGAGUCAGUGGAAAACCCCAUCUAUGGAGAGCAGAGGCUUGAGGCACUCUCCAAUAGUGAGACUAUUUACUCAGUGGUGAAGAAACAUAACAAUCACAUGAUUUGAGUUGUAUUAAAUAGCAUAAUCCAUAUCACAUUGGUCACAACUCAAAGCAUCUGAUUAUUGGAGUCUAUAUCAGUGGCCACUAGAUGCCAUACUUCAAACUCACAGCAAAUGUUGGAAUGGCAAGAGCCCCCACCUCAGUUGCUAAGAUAAGCAACACACUUGGACACCUACCUGCACAUUUGCACAGUGCCACUGCUGGCUAUUUUGGUGGCCUAAGCAAGUUGUAUGUGGUUCAAUGUCUUGUAGUGCACUUUACC